ACACCCCGCCGCCACGGCACAACUUUGGCAACACACGACCCCACCAUGUCGAUUGACUUCCCAAAGGAAGAGGAGCGCAUCCUCGCGCGCUGGAAGGAGAUUGAUGCCUUCUUGACACAGGUCGAGCUGUCAAAAGGAAAGCAGCCAUACACCUUCUACGAUGGACCGCCCUUUGCGACCGGAAUGCCCCACUAUGGCCAUCUGCUGGCUUCGACCAUCAAGGACAUUAUUCCGCGAUACUGGUCCAUGAAAGGGCGCUAUGUCGAGCGGCGCUUUGGCUGGGAUACCCACGGCGUGCCAAUCGAGUACGAAAUUGACAAGGAGUUGGGCAUGUCUGGACGAGACGCGGUGCGUGAGCUCGGUAUUGCCAAGUACAACGAGAAGUGCCGCGCCAUUGUCAUGCGGUAUGCGACCGAGUGGAGGGCCACGAUUGAACGAUUGGGUCGCUGGAUCGACUUUGACAACGAUUACAAGACUAUGGAUACAAGCUUCAUGGAGUCCGAGUGGUGGGUCUUCAAGCGUCUAUUCGACAAAGGCGCCGUAUACCGCGGCUUCAAGGUCAUGCCAUACAGUACGGCGUUGGCUACUCCACUCAGCAACUUCGAGGCUUCGCAAAACUACAAGGACGUCCAGGACCCGGCAGUAGUCGUCUCGUUCCCGCUUGUUGAAGACCCAAAUACAUGUCUGCUAGCAUGGACAACAACACCAUGGACACUGCCCUCGAACAUUGGCCUUUGCGCGCAUCCUGACUUUGAAUACGUCAAGAUCCUCGACGAAGCCUCUGGAAAGCAUUACAUCCUCCUCGAAGCGCUCCUACGAACGCUGUACAAAGACCCCAAGAAGGCAAAGUUCAAGAUUGUGCAGAAGCUGAAGGGCAAGGAUAUGCUGGGUUGGAAGUACGAACCGCUCUUCGACUAUCUUUACGCUGACUUCAAGGACUUCGGCUUCAAGGUCCUGAACGAUACAUACGUUACGGCAGACGGCGGUGUAGGCAUAGUCCAUCAGGCCCCGGCGUAUGGUGAGGACGAUUAUCGGGUCGCUCUCGCACAUGGUGUCAUUAGUGACACCCGACCACCACCCAACCCAGUAGAUGAUGCAGGCUGCUUCACAUCAGUAGUUCGAGAUUUCGAGGGCCAACAUGUCAAAGCCGCAGACAAAGGCAUCAUCAAGCACCUGAAAGGCACUGGACGGCUCAUCGUCGACUCACAACUCACCCAUAGCUAUCCUUUCUGCUGGCGAUCAGACACUCCCCUGAUUUACCGAACGGUUCCUUCCUGGUUCAUUAAAAUUCAAGAUAUUGUGCCACAAAUGUUGGAGAACAUUGCAGGCUCUCACUGGGUACCGUCAUUCGUGAAAGAAAAGCGGUUCGCGAACUGGAUCACAAACUCACCGGAUUGGGCUGUAUCACGAAAUCGAUUCUGGGGCACUCCACUUCCGCUUUGGGUCAGUGAUGACGGCAAAGAGAUUAUGUGUAUCGGUAGCGUUGAAGAGCUGAAGAAGUUGAGCGGGUAUGAAGGCGAACUUACCGAUAUUCACCGAGAUAAGAUCGACCACAUCACUAUCCCUAGUCAGCAAGGCAAGGGUGUCCUACGGAGAACUAACGAGGUGUUUGACUGCUGGUUCGAAUCUGGCUCCAUGCCGUACGCAAGCGCGCACUAUCCUUUCGAGAAUGUCGAGCAGUUCGAGAAGUCUUUCCCUGGUGACUUCAUCGCCGAGGGUCUGGACCAAACCCGUGGCUGGUUUUACACAUUGACUGUCCUUGGAACACAUCUCUUUGGCAAGCUGCCGUUUAAGAAUUGUGUGGUCAACGGCAUCGUGCUUGCCGAAGAUGGCAAGAAGAUGUCAAAGCGCUUGAAGAACUACCCCGAUCCAACGCUCAUCAUGGAUAGCUACGGCUCCGAUGCCCUGCGGUUGUACCUCAUCAACUCACCCGUCGUUCGCGCUGAGACCCUUCGCUUCAAGGAGGCUGGUGUCAAGGAGAUCGUUUCCAAGGUCCUGCUACCUUUAUGGAACAGCUACCAGUUCUUUGAGCAGCAAGUGACUUUGCUGAAGAAGGUGGCUGACCUGCACUUCGUCUUCGACCCGGCAGCCGGGAAGACAAACACCAACGUGCUAGAUCGAUGGAUCUUAGCGUCUUGCCAAUCGCUGCUCAAGUUCGUCAACGAGGAGAUGGCAGCGUAUAGGCUGUACACCGUUGUCCCACGGUUACUUGAGCUCAUUGACAACACAACGAACUGGUACAUUCGCUUCAAUCGUCGCCGCUUAAAGGGAGAACACGGUCUCGAGGAUACUAAACAUGCUCUAAACACCCUCUUCGAGGUCCUUUAUACCCUCUGCCGUGGUCUCGCACCCUUCACACCUUUCAUCACUGACAACAUUUACCUUCGACUACUACCUCACAUACCUAAGGAACUCCACGCCGAAGAUAAUCGCAGUAUCCAUUUCCUGCCGUUCCCAGAAGUGCGCGAAGAGUUGUUUGAUGAGGCCGUCGAACGCCAGGUUAAGCGCAUGCAAUCUGUCAUUGAGCUUGGGCGUAUUUGCCGCGACCGCGCCACUAAGGGCUUGAAGAUCCCUCUCAAGACGUUAGUCGUCAUUCAUCCCGAACAGCAAUAUCUUGACGACAUCAAGUCUUUGGAGAACUAUAUUCUGGAAGAGCUGAACAUCCGCGAUCUGGUACUGUCGAGCGACGAAGAGAAGUAUAAGGUCCAAUACUCAGCAACGGGCGAUUUUUCAGUACUAGGCAAGAAGCUCAAAAAGGACGCAAUCAAGGUCAAAAAGGCAUUGCCGAACCUCACGAGUCAGGACAUCAAGAACUUCCUGAAGAAUGGGGAAUUGACAAUCGAGGGCAUACAACUAAAGACAGAGGACCUUAUGGUCAAGCGUGGCCUCGCAAAGGACAACUCUAAUAAAGAUCAAGAAUUCAACACCGAUAAUGACGUCCUCAUUGUCCUCGACAUGGCCUCAUACCCCGAGCUCGAGCAAGAAGGUUUAGCGCGCGAAGUCAUCCGCCGUGUGCAGGAUUUGCGCAAGAAGGCGGGGCUUGUCCCCACGGAUGAUGUGGGUAUGGAGUAUAGAGUCUUGAGCGAUCCGGAAAGCGUUGGUCUAGAGGCUGCUUUCGAAAACCAGGGACCUCUCUUCGAGAAGGCGCUGCGAAGGAACGUCGACAAGCACGUCAACACCGAAGUGGAAGGCAAGAUCCCAGAGAACAGCAAUGAGACGGUUAUUGCAGAGGAGGAGCAAGAGUUGCACAAAGCUACGUUCUUGCUGAGGUUGGUCAAGUUAUAGAUGUGUCCUGAGGUGUUGCACAUCACGAAGCUCGCAUACAUGGUCGUCCUUUGGCGUACGGUAUGACAUCAAAAGCGUGAUGGAGUAGAUAGAUGAAGACUCGGUUAUGUUCGAAAUCUCAAUUAUGUACAAGAAACGCCACUCUAUGCUGUUCAUGCUUGUGAUUUACACAGCUGCGGUUCCAUAUUCACUUUCCGCCCUCAUUUUAUCUUUGCUUAUAUGCUUUAAUGUAACACUCCUUCAGCUUCAUAAACUCCGUGACGCAUUUGUCCUUAUGCACGUUGUUGUAGUCGGCGAAUAUGCAUUUUCCGUACACGGAGCUCUCUUUCGAGCAUUUUGCAGCCGCUGCGGCAAGCUU
Cucurbitaria berberidis CBS 394.84 is the source of this 3643-nucleotide messenger RNA. RefSeq lists its product as uncharacterized. The record is from RefSeq and is a predicted model, not a curated record. The transcript is spliced from 6 exons. The coding region runs from base 46 to 3285 and encodes 1079 amino acids. Gene Ontology annotation, molecular function: isoleucine-tRNA ligase activity; ATP binding; aminoacyl-tRNA deacylase activity. Gene Ontology annotation, biological process: isoleucyl-tRNA aminoacylation. Lineage: Eukaryota; Fungi; Ascomycota; Dothideomycetes; Pleosporales; Cucurbitariaceae.